Messenger RNA from Thelazia callipaeda (thelaziosis nematode), 507 nucleotides. Lineage: Eukaryota; Metazoa; Nematoda; Chromadorea; Rhabditida; Thelaziidae. The record is from the annotation of a GenBank genome assembly.
AUGUUAAAACGCGUUUAUGACUUUUUUGGUAGUGAGGAGAGUGCUGAUUUAGAAUCAUCGAAUUGUCAAGGAUAUGAAAGGGCACAAGAUGAUAUUACUCAAGUCUCAUCGUUCUCUUGGGAUCUACGAUUGCAGUGUUUUCUGGGAUGUUUUUGUCUCUCACUAAUAUGUUCGUUAGCAGGAAGUGCCUUACUUUUUUCAUGGAAAAUUACCGGUUUCACCGUAAUGGUGUCUCUUGGUAGUAUAUUGUCGUUGUUUGGGACAUGUUUUCUAAUGGGUCCUUUAAAGCAAUUAAAGAAAAUGUUUGAGCAAGGACGGUUUUUGGCAUCAGUUAUGUAUUUGCUUUCAAUAGUUUUCACAUUAAUAUCUGGUAUUGUUUUGUCUAAUCCACCGCUGGCACUUAUUUCUGUUAUUGGGCAAUACAUUGCAGUUGUUUGGUACUCACUAACAUACAUACCCUUCGCUCAGCAUAUGAUAUGGUCUCUGUGUUGUCGUUGCUUCAGAUAA